Messenger RNA from Drepanopeziza brunnea f. sp. 'multigermtubi' MB_m1, 243 nucleotides. RefSeq lists its product as uncharacterized. The record is from RefSeq and is a predicted model, not a curated record. NCBI's taxonomy places the organism in Eukaryota, Fungi, Ascomycota, Leotiomycetes, Helotiales, Drepanopezizaceae.
AUGUUUGCCAACACAAUCGUCGCCGCGGUGGUUCUUGCAGCCUCUGUCGUAACAGCGGCACCUUCUACUCUCGUUGCUAGAGGGCAAGGAUUCGUCAACGUUUGCAUCGAUCCUGACUAUGUUGAUUGCUACGAUAAGUACUACAAAGACAACACGUGUAUCGAUUUUAAAGAAGGUGAUAAGUAUAACGAUGCUAUCAGCUCUUUGAAUACAAAUGGAGCCCAAUGCUAUUUCUAUGAGUAA